UUCCGAGUAUUCUCAUCGGGAUCCCAUUUUCAAAAACUCGAUUUGGCCUUGCGUUAAGCACAGGUCUAAAGAAUAUCAGGAGCUGGCUGGCACGGUGCCUGUAGCUCCAACCCUAAACUCGUAUGGCAACCCGCCCCUCAUCUUUGCAAUUGCGAACCAUGAUCGGUUCACCACUCCUCCUUUAGCUGGCUCCAAACUGCUAAAAGCUCUUGAUUUAUACCUCGUAAAUGCUUCACGGAGGACCCUCGGAGUCCACCCAGUCUGCAUUGCGAGCGAUGCAGCAGCUGUGAUAACCACGAACGACGUGCAUUUUGCCCUACUACGCGUCCUUCAUUCUCGACUCGCCCUGCUUUCUCGCUUCACUGUCGCGUCGCAUCCAACAUGUCUCGUAGACAUCAAAUAUUUCAAGCAGCUCGUAUCCUCUCGCAUCGCCUCGGACAAGCUGAGGUCGCUCAUGCUUUUCAUGGUGGAUUCCUUGCAACUCUCCUCGGCGUACCGCGCGACACAGAGGAAUUGUUCUGCAUUGUGGAUCGUGGGUUCCUCAGCAUCCGUGAUGCCUUAAACGAAGUCGAGAAUUUUACCACCGUGUCCUCGACCUGGAGCAAUCGUAUGUUCGCAACUUAUGCAGAGCCCAUCCCCCCAGUGGAGAUUGAGAUCGUUCAGGCCGGGGAGGGAGGACCGCGCCAGCUAAACCAGACUACAAUUCAAAUACUCGAUGAUGUCCCGUUCCUCUCACCAACAGAAUUUCUAAGGGCGAAGAUCAGAGCAUGGGCAAUCUCUGCACAAGCCGAAGAUGCGACGGACAUUGCAUACGUCCUAGCCCGAUACUGGAGUGUUAUAGAUAUUAAUCGGAUUCCAGAUGAUAUGGAGCGUUUCGUUCAAACAUAUCCUCAGUCGGCGCCGUCUUGGCAGGCGCUACAAGCGCGAUACGAAUAGCAGGACUAUUGUUGGCUUAACAAAGAUCUGAGGCAUUUAAGCGAAUGCCUUGGGCGGAUACCCAGGUCUCUUGUCGAUUUUGUCUUGUCUUUUGGACCGACUUACCUUAGCGACCAAUUGUCCUCCAUCUUUGUAAUUCAAACAUGAUUUUUCGGCAGUCCAAGAUUGAAACUGAGGAACAGAU
This is a messenger RNA of Cantharellus anzutake, 1120 nucleotides long. RefSeq lists its product as uncharacterized. The coding region runs from base 382 to 936 and encodes 184 amino acids. NCBI's taxonomy places the organism in Eukaryota, Fungi, Basidiomycota, Agaricomycetes, Cantharellales, Hydnaceae. The transcript has 9 exons. The record is from RefSeq and is a predicted model, not a curated record.